CUAAAUAAGUUGCAAGAUCUUCAUCCUUUGCCUAAGAUAAUUUUAGAAUACCGUCAGGUUCAUAAGAUGAAAUCGACUUAUGUGGAUGGACUACGAACAUGCAUGAGAAAGGGAUUUAUUUCCUCUAUAUGGAAUCAGACAGGAACUGUGAGUGGCAGACUCUCAGCCAAACAUCCAAACAUUCAAGGUAUCUCUAAACAUCCAGUUAGAAUUACAAAGAAACAAUACAUAAAAGGAAAAGAAGAAGAAAUAGUAACUAUUUGCCCAAGAACAUUGUUUGUUUCAAAAAAAGGAUAUACAUUUUUAGCAGCAGAUUUUUCCCAUAUUGAGUUAAGGAUCCUUGCUGACUUAUCAUCUGAACCAGAACUUUUGAAACUGUUCCAAGAACCUGAAACCACUGAUAUCUUCUCCACACUGGCUUCUCAGUGGAAGGGGAUUCCAAGUGAACAAGUGAAACAUGCUGAUAGAGAGCAAGCAAAGCGUAUAGUUUACUCAGUGGUUUAUGGAGCAGGUAAAGAACGUCUUGCUGACUGCCUCAGAAUUACUCCUCUUCAAGCCAGUCAAUUUAUAGAGAGUUUUAUGCAAAAAUACAAGAAAGUACAUGAAUUUACAAAGAAAACCAUUGAACAAUGCCGAAAUAAAGGUUACGUGGUUUCCAUAAUGGGACGUAAAAGACCACUGGCUAAUAUCAAUGCACAGGAUUACAAACUACGCACUCAAGCGGAGAGGCAGGCUGUCAAUUUCGUUGUUCAAGGAUCUGCAGCUGAUCUUUGUAAAAUGGCUAUGGUGGAGAUUUUUACUUCAGUUGUCAGUUCUCCAACUUUAACAGCCAGGUUAAUUGCCCAGAUUCAUGACGAGUUGUUGUUUGAAGUAGAAGAUUCUCAAAUCCAGGAGUUUUCAGCACUGGUAAAAAGAACAAUGGAGUCCCUGCAGCAAACCACAGCCUUGGAAGUGCCACUAAAGGUUCCCUUGAAAGUGAUUCUUACCACUGGGAAAUCAUGGGGGUGUAUGACAGAAUUGCAGGAGAUGUAA
This is a messenger RNA of Cariama cristata (Red-legged seriema), 1032 nucleotides long. Its product is annotated as DNA polymerase nu-like. The record is from RefSeq and is a predicted model, not a curated record. The transcript is spliced from 13 exons. The annotation marks the transcript as partial. Gene Ontology annotation, biological process: DNA-templated DNA replication; double-strand break repair. Lineage: Eukaryota; Metazoa; Chordata; Aves; Cariamiformes; Cariamidae. Gene Ontology annotation, molecular function: DNA binding; DNA-directed DNA polymerase activity.